Molecule: messenger RNA, 1083 nt
Organism: Acanthoscelides obtectus
Lineage: Eukaryota; Metazoa; Arthropoda; Insecta; Coleoptera; Chrysomelidae
Source: the annotation of a GenBank genome assembly
AUGGUCGCUCAUGGCGUUGCUCUUGAUAACAAGAAAGCAUUCGAUCAGCUGUGGCACGCUGCCCUUAUAUGCAAACUGCGAUCAUAUGGCCUCCCAGAGAAGCUUUGCAGAAGGGUGGCUGACUUUCUCUUUGCCUGCAAGAUAUACUUCGAAAUUGACGGGUUCUCCUCUUCAUCCCACAACGUCAACGCGGGUGUUCCCCAGGGAUCGGUCUUGGUUAUUCAAGAGCACUACAAAAAUGGUGCAAAAAUAAAAAACAUGUUUCGCGCGCUUCGUGAACAUUUCGGUCGCAACAACCGCCCAAACGAAACAACCAUCGGUCGUCUGGUGCGUAAAUUCGAGGCAACAGGUUCUGUGGCAAAUCUGCCAGGCUCUGGCCGGCCAAGGAGCGUUCGCACACCGGAAAAUAUUGAUGUUGUGAAGGAGAGUGUGAGAGACGAUCCGAAACAAUCAACAACGCGUCGAUCCCAAGAAUGGGGCAUUUCGAGAACCAGUUUGCUCCGCAUUCUCCACAAGGAUUUGAAUGUACACGCCUACAAGAUCCAAUUGACGCAAGAGCCGCAUUGGCUCCUUGAACACCGCCAAAUUGAUGCCAAUUUUUCAUCAAAAAUCAUGUUCAGCGACGAAGCGCAUUUCACUUUGAAUGGGACGGUAAACAAGCAAAACUGCCGCAUCUGGGCGAACGAAAAUCCCCGUGAGUAUCAAGAGCAGCCGAUGCAUCCUCAAAAAGUGACUGACUAUUUUUUGCCGCAACUUGAAGGAAUGGAUAUGGACGAUGUUUAUUUCCAACAAGACGGUGCAACAUGCCACACAACCAACGUCAAUAUCCAUCGAUUGCAGUCCUUCUUCGGUGAUCGCGUGAUUUCGCGCAGAGGAAAUGUGCCAUGGCCACCAAGAUCGUGCGAUUUGACUCCCUUGGACUUCUUUUUAUGGGGAUAUUUGAAAAGCAAAGUCUACGUCAACAAACCAGCCACCCUCCAAGAACUCAAAAACAACAUCAUUGCCAAGAUAAAUGCCAUAGAACCGACCAUGUUGCAAAAUGUCGUUGAAAAUUUCGACCAUCGCGAAUUGAAAGACCUUUAA